Molecule: messenger RNA, 3009 nt
Organism: Nerophis ophidion (straightnose pipefish)
Lineage: Eukaryota; Metazoa; Chordata; Actinopteri; Syngnathiformes; Syngnathidae
Gene: pias2
Product: protein inhibitor of activated STAT, 2
Exons: 14
Coding region: 244-1830 (528 amino acids)
Biological process (GO): protein sumoylation; regulation of transcription by RNA polymerase II
Molecular function (GO): SUMO ligase activity; zinc ion binding; transcription coregulator activity
Source: RefSeq, a predicted model, not a curated record
AAAAACAACAAGACUCCUUUUGACCUCCCUAUGGACUCUACCUUGUUAUUGUCAUCAUUAUCAUUAUUAUUACUGGUGACGACAACCUUCUUUUUUCUUUUCACGCCACUUCCAAGGAGGCUGAGGCUCACAAAGCGCAUUUAAGCACGAGUGUGAGCCUCAAUGCUAGCUGUUAGCAACACGCCUCGCUGGAGUCUGGACUGUAGGAAGCGGUUUUGGUGGUGAAGCACCUUGAAAAGCAGCAUGAAUCUCCAGCACCCUGCCACUCCAAUCCCUCCUGUCCAUCCAGAUGUGCUGAUGAAGUCUCUGCCUUUCUACGAUGUGCUGGACAUCCUCAUCAAGCCCUCCAGCUUAGGAGCAAGUACUGCACAGAGAUACCACCAGGAAAAGUAUUUCAUCUUUGCUUUGACGCCACAGCAAGUCCGAGAAGUCUGCAUAUCCAGGGACUUCCUUCCAGGUGGCAGAAGAGAUUACAUGGUUCAAAUUCAACUGAGAUUUUGCUUGUCAGAAACCAGCUGCCCUCAAGAAGACAACUAUCCCAACGCUCUUUGUAUAAAAGUCAAUGGCAAACUCUUUCCCCUGCCGGGUUUUGCCCCGCCCCCCAAGAAUGGAGUGGAACAGAAGAGACCCGGCAGGCCGCUAAACAUUACCUCACUGGUGCGACUGUCCUCUGCGGUACCCAAUCAGAUCGCAGUGACGUGGGCUCCUGAAAUUGGAAAGACCUACUCCAUGUCCGUCUACCUGGUGAGGCAGCUCACGUCCCCGCUGCUCCUGCAGAGGCUGAGGAUGAAGGGCAUCAGGAACCCGGACCACUCCAGAGCAUUGAUUAAGGAGAAACUGACUGCAGACCCAGACAGUGAGGUGGCAACAACAAGUCUGAGAGUGUCCCUCAUGUGCCCGUUGGGGAAGAUGCGACUGACUGUUCCAUGCCGGGCAGUGACUUGCUCGCACCUUCAGUGCUUCGACGCUGCCCUCUACCUGCAGAUGAAUGAAAAGAAACCUACCUGGAUCUGUCCUGUGUGUGACAAGAAGGCCGCAUAUGAGAGUCUCAUCAUUGACGGUCUGUUCCUGGAGAUCCUGAAUGACUGCUCUGAUGUGGAUGAAAUCAAGUUCCAAGAAGACGGUACCUGGUGUCCCAUGAGGCCCAAAAAGGAGGCGGUGAAAGUCUCCUCUCAGUCGCUGGCUAAAGUGGAAUCUCCUUGUCGCCAGUCUUUGCCGCCCCCACACGGCGCUGAGUCCACCCCCGGCAAGAAGGCCGAUGUCAUCGACCUGACUCUGGAGAGCUCCUCCUCCUCCUCGGACGACGACGACGAGGACGACGAGGAGGAAGAGGAGGAGGAGAAAAGCUUGGAUCCUCCUGUGAAGAAACGCUGCUUGUACAUCUCUAAACACGAGGACGUGCACACCAAGGGAGUGCUGACCUACCAGCCUUCCACCAUGCGUCUUCACAACCUGGACACCUCCUACCUGCCCCCCACUCUGGCUGACUAUGCAGUCCCCUUCCACCCGGCCACCAUGGCCACCAUACCCACUGACAUGCAGAGUCUGGAUUUAUUCUCUCUACUUCAAGCUGAUCCCCAGGUGAGUCUUGCUCACAUGACACAUCUUUUACAGCAUUACAGGCCACAGAUGUUUCUAGAAAACCUGAGCAGCAGUUUGCAGAGCGUGUCUUCGCCCAGCACCAGCGCCGCCCUGGUGGCCUCCAGCAGUCGUUACGAUGCCAACGCUCGCACCCCCGCCUCCAUUCAUGACACCCAUGACUCCUCCCACGUUGUCACGGUGACACAAAGUGCUGACAACAGCAUAUCUGACAUUAUUUCACUAGACUGACUUUUUACUCAAACUUUCUUUUCUGGGGACUUUUUUUUUUAACCCAAACUUUUUCUAAAGCUUUUUUUUUUUCUCCCAUAAACUUAUCGGAGCAACAGUAAGAAGAUUUUUUUUUUUUUUUAUCUUUGAUGCCAUCAUUUACUAAAGACACGCCUAGAGUAGUCCGUGUACAGCUUCAAUCACUAAAUCCUGUCUGAACCACCUCUCUUGCAGCACUGCCUCAGUUCUCUUGAGCACAUGCUGUGCAAAAUUAGCAUUUGUUGAAGGCGCAGGAAGUACAACCCCAACAAAAUAAUAGCGUCAAGUUUGGAUGACAGAAGGUAAUAGAACUUCUAUCAAUUCUAAUGAAGAUAAUCAUAAUAACUUCCUAUCAAUUUUAAUGAAAAUAAUUUAAACUUCCUGUCAAUAUUAAAGAGAAUAAUUAUAACUUCUUGUCAAUAUUAAUGAGAAUAAUUAUAACUUCUUGUCCAUUUUAAUGAGAAUAAUUACAACUUCCUGUCAAUUUUCAUGAGAAUACUUAUAACUUCCUGUCAAUUUUAAUGAGAAUAAAAAUAUCUUCCUGUAUAUUUUAAUGAGAAUAAUUAUAACUUUCUGUCAAUUUUAAUGAGUAUAAAAAUUAACUUCCUAUCAAUUUUAAUGAGAAUAAUUAAAACUUUCUCUCAAUUUUAAUGAGAAUGAUUAUAACUUCCCGUCAAUUUUAAUGAGAAUAAUUAUAACUUCCUGUCAAUUUUAAUGAGAAUAUUUAUAGCUUCCUGUCAAUUUUAAUGAGAAUAAAAAUAACUUCCUAUCAAUUUUUAAUGGGGAGUAGUUUUAAUAGCUUGACAGUAGUCCUGAUUCAUGUCGAGUUGGUUUUAAUGAGUUCAUAAUGAAUCACAUCAGACGUGAUCUUACAAGUCAUGUGUAUCACAUCCACAUUUCUGGAAAUAAAAUCAUAUUUUGAUGACAAAUGUUUUCAGUGUAUAGUGAAAAUAAAGAAGAAAAAAAAAGUAAACUCAUCGUCCCAAUAUUUUUGGACAAACUCAAAUAUUUGCUAAAUAGUGUUGAAAGUUAUUUUGAAUGUUGUAUUGCAACAUGUGUACUACUGCCAAGUGUACUUUGAACAAAUACUGUACAAGGGAUUUUGAUACAUUAUUAUGUCAACUUGUUCUUCCUGCUCUCAGCAUAAAACAGUCAAUCCUU